UCCCUUCUUUUUCGGUUUUCUAAAGCCAUAACUCUCCUUCUGGAUUUCAUCGACUGUUCAUCUCUCUCAUAAUCUUUCUCUCUCUAAGACGGCCGGAAACCGCUCGGUUGUCAGUUGUCACCGGUGAGCCGCUUUAUUGUCCGUAUCGACUUCCGGAGUUCUUUCCGGAGGAGUCGUCUUCAAUUAGUGGGCUUACAGAAACGGAGACGAACUAUUCUCUGCUAUCAUUGUGCGGUUCUCUGCGGUUAAGAAGUUUAACCGGUUAAUUCUUCCGAUCUCUUCGUCCGGUGGCUGUUUUGAGGGAAUGUACCGGAGAAAACGACUGAGAUCGUGAUCUAGGGUUGAGAUUUGUUGUUGCUGCGUUUGUUAUGUUUCUUUCCCUCUUCUUCUAUCUCGAUUGUAUGGUUUGGUGAACUAAGAGAAGACGGAGGGUUUCGGCGAUAAACUUUGGAAUGAGAUGGGGAAUCAUAUGGAAGAACAUAGUACAUAUAGGCCGAUUCUAUAUUGAAGUUGUAAUAAAGUGCCUCUAGAACGUGGAUACAUUAGAACAUUGGAUGCACGCCUCUCAAUAACUAUUUCUUUUGGGGGAAGGGAGGGUUUGUUUCUCCAGAGAAGCCAAGUUGGAAUUUUUGAAGCAGAAGAGGCUUCAACAGAUGCAAACAGGCACAUUAAAUAAUGAAACUGCAUAUGUGACUAAUCUGAUGUCUAGAAGCAGUGGAGAUGCUUUAAGAGAUCCUGCAUCCUGUGGUGUGAGAUCAUUCAGAAAUCCAAAUGUAAAUGCAAAAUCUGGUAGUGGUCUGAAUGAGAGAGACACCAUGUCAAAGCAAAAGAUUGAUAAGUUUGACACAACUGAUCUUGAUUGGACUGAUAGCAUGCCAGAAUGUCCAGUAUAUUUCCCAAGUAAAGAAGAGUUCGAGGACCCUUUGGCUUUUCUCCAAAAAAUUGCCCCUGAAGCUUCAAAAUAUGGUAUAUGCAAGAUUGUUUCCCCUUUGAGUGCCUCUGUUCCAGCUGGCAUGGUUUUAAUGAAAGAGAAAGCUGGUUUUAGGUUUACUACAAGGGUGCAGCCUCUUCGUCUUGCUGAGUGGAAUACUGAUGAUAAAGUCACAUUUUUCUUGAGUGGAAGAAACUAUACAUUCCGUGAUUUUGAGAAAAUGGCGAACAAGGUUUUUACACGUAGAUAUUACAGUGCUGGGUGUCUUCCAACUACAUAUUUAGAAAAAGAAUUUUGGCAAGAAAUAGCUUCUGGAAAAACCGAAAGUGUUGAGUAUGCAUGUGAUGUUGAUGGAAGUGCCUUUUCAUCUUCUCCCUCUGAUCAACUCGGAAACAGCAAAUGGAAUUUGAAGAAAGUUGCUCGAUUGUCCAGAUCCAUCUUGCGUCUUCUAGAAACAACAAUUCCGGGGGUUACUGAACCAAUGCUGUACAUAGGGAUGCUAUUCAGUAUGUUUGCUUGGCACGUAGAAGAUCAUUACUUAUACAGCAUUAAUUACCAUCAUUGUGGAGCUGCAAAAACAUGGUACGGUGUACCCGGUCACGCAGCAGUUGACUUUGAAAAAAUUGUUCGUGAAAAGGUGUACACUCAUGACAUUUUAUCAAGUGAAGGAGAAGAUGGUGCUUUUGAUGUUCUUUUAGAAAAAACAACCUUGUUUCCUCCUAAUAUUUUGUCACAACAUGGUGUUCCAGUUUACAAAGCUGUUCAAAAGCCCGGUGAAUACGUCAUCACCUUCCCCCGUGCAUAUCACGCAGGAUUUAGUCAUGGUUUUAAUUGUGGUGAGGCUGUGAAUUUUGCAAUUGGUGAUUGGUUCCAGUUGGGGUCGAUAGCAAGCCGUCGUUACGCGCUUCUUAAUCGUACACCUCUCCUUCCUCAUGAAGAACUUUUAUGCAAAGAAGCCAUGCUUAUUUCAUCAUCAUCAUCAUCAGCAGCAGCUAUAAGCCAUGAAGAUUUAGCAUCUCAACUUAGUGUUAAGGCCUCGUUUGUGAAUCUAAUACGCUUCCAACAUCGUGCGCGUUGGUGUCUAACCAAAUCCAGGGACUGUAUGGGAAUUUCACAACAUUCUCAUGGAACCAUCCUUUGCAGUGUUUGUAAACGUGACUGUUACGCUGCGUAUAUCAACUGCAGCUGCUAUUUACACCCCGUCUGCCUUCGCCAUGAGUUUAAGCCGCUUGAGUUGGCUUGUGGAACAAACUUUACACUCUCUGUAAGGGACCAAGUGUUGGAAAUGGAGAAAGUUUCAAGAAUGUUGGAAGAGGAUAAAGAUAUUGUAAACGAAGCUGAAGUUCAAUUUAAAAACGCAAGUGACAAAGUUUUUCUAUCUAACUUGUAUCCAAUAACUGAAGGCGAUUCAUACAUUCCAUAUUGCAAGGUGGAUUUUGUUCCUCAACCCCCAAUAGAAAGUUUACAAGCGGAUACGUGUCAUUACAGUGACAGCAACGAUUCUGACUCGGAGAUAUAUAGAUUCAAACGCCGUUCAUCUCUAAAACCCAAACACAGACCAAUGAAUUUUGCAUCUUCAAAAUCAGAACAUCAGGGGUUAAAGCGGUUGAAGAAGGCAGAGCCUGAAAGAUUGAGUGUGAUCUCCAUCAAGUACAAGAAAACGGGACAUGAAGAAAAUGUGAGUGUGGGUAAGCGGAGAGAUGAGAAAAGGGUGUUAGAGAGUUGUCCGAAGCGAAUCAAAGUAAGAGGACCUUCGAUUUCAAUUACAGGUUUAGAAACAAAACAGAUUCAUUACUAAUUGGCUAACAAAAUACAUCAGCAGCAUUCAGUUUUAGCUUCUGCAGAGUAAGUAGAAAGAGCAUAUGAUGACAAAAAUUAACAAAAGUUGGUAGUAGAUGAAAACCACAAAUUUACGAUUCUUUGUGCAGAUGCCGCUUCUAAUUGGGCUGGAUUUGCACUACUUUUUUAGGUUCUGUUAGUUAGUGGGUUCUUUUCAUGUACAUUUAUUUUCAACGAGAGGUUAAAAUGGUAAUUCAUAUAAUACCAUCCAAACCUCUUUGUUUACUUCUUUCUUCUCAUUUAAUGUGAAAAAUCUAAUCUUUUCUUCUUUA
This is a messenger RNA of Lactuca sativa (garden lettuce), 3042 nucleotides long. NCBI's taxonomy places the organism in Eukaryota, Viridiplantae, Streptophyta, Magnoliopsida, Asterales, Asteraceae. The record is from RefSeq and is a predicted model, not a curated record.